CCGGGAUGGGGCGAGAGGUUGCGGCGGACGCCAGCAUCUCCCCGCCGGGGGCCCCGGGGGCCGCGGAGCCGCCGCCGCCGCUGAUGCCGCCGCUGCUGAGACCCGGCGGGCGAUGGGAUGAAGAUGAGACGCUACAAGCUCUUUCUCAUGUUCUGUAUGGCCGGCCUGUGCCUCAUCUCCUUCCUGCACUUCUUUAAGACCCUGUCCUAUGUCACCUUCCCCCGAGAACUGGCCUCCCUCAGCCCUAACCUGGUGUCCAGCUUCUUCUGGAACAAUGCCCCGGUCACGCCCCAGGCCAGCCCCGAGCCAGGCAGCCCCGACCUGCUGCGUAACCCGCUCUAUUCCCACUCGCCCCUGCUCCAGCCGCUGUCGCCAAGCAAGGCCACGGAGGAAAUCCACCGGAUGGACUUUGUGCUGCCCGAGGACACCACCGAGUACUUCCUCCGCACCAAAGCCGGGGGCGUCUGCUUCAAGCCAGGUACCAAGAUGCUGGAGAAGCCGCCAUCAGGGCGGCCAGAGGAGAAGGCAGAGGCGGGCGAAGGCGCGUCGGCGCGGGGCCCGGGCCGGCAGCUGCUGAGCACCCGGGAGCGGCCGGGGGGGCGCGGCGCGCGGCGCAAGUGGGUGGAGUGCGUGUGCCUCCCGGGCUGGCACGGGCCGAGCUGCGGCGUGCCCACCGUGGUGCAGUACUCCAACCUGCCCACCAAGGAGCGCCUGGUGCCCCGGGAGGUGCCGCGGCGGGUCAUCAACGCCAUCAACAUCAACCAUGAGUUCGACCUGCUGGACGUGCGCUUCCACGAGCUGGGCGACGUGGUGGACGCCUUCGUGGUGUGCGAGUCCAACUUCACGGCCUACGGGGAGCCGCGGCCGCUCAAGUUCCGCGAGAUGCUGACCAACGGCACCUUCGAGUACAUCCGGCACAAGGUGCUCUACGUCUUCCUGGACCACUUCCCGCUGGGCGGGCGGCAGGACGGCUGGAUCGCCGACGACUACCUGCGCACCUUCCUGACGCAGGACGGCGUGUCGCGGCUGCGCAACCUGCGGCCCGACGACGUCUUCAUCAUCGACGACGCCGACGAGAUCCCCGCUCGCGACGGCGUGCUCUUCCUCAAGCUCUACGAUGGCUGGACGGAGCCCUUCGCCUUCCACAUGCGCAAGUCACUGUACGGCUUCUUCUGGAAGCAGCCGGGCACCCUGGAGGUGGUGUCGGGCUGCACGGUGGGCAUGCUGCAGACGGUAUACGGGCUGGACGGCAUCCGCCUGCGCCGCCGCCAGUACUACACCAUGCCCAACUUCCGCCAGUACGAGAACCACACGGGCCACAUCCUGGUGCAGUGGUCGCUGGGCAGCCCCCUGCACUUCGCCGGCUGGCACUGCUCCUGGUGCUUCACGCCCGAGGGCAUCUACUUCAAGCUGGUGUCCGCCCAGAACGGCGACUUCCCCCGCUGGGGUGACUACGAGGAUAAGCGGGACCUCAAUUACAUCCGGAGCUUGAUCCGCACGGGGGGCUGGUUCGACGGCACGCAGCAGGAGUACCCGCCGGCCGACCCCGGCGAACACAUGUAUGCCCCUAAGUACCUGCUCAAGAACUACGACCAGUUCCGCUACCUGCUGGACAACCCCUACCAGGAGCCCAAGAGCACAGCAGACGGUGGGCGGUGGAGCAAGGGUCCGGAGGGAAGGCCACCCGCCAGGAGCAAAUUGGACGUGGUUGAAGGCUAAGGCUGCAUGAUCUUAUAGGGCCAGUGGCCGGGGUAGGGGGGUUGGGCAGCUGCCCCCCUGUUACCUUCAUGUCUCCUUCCGCCGUCUGGGUGGCUCUUAAGAGAACCAGGAGUGGAUAGGUGGGGGAGUCUUUCCUACUCAAGCCCUUGUGAAUUCAGGGUCAGGCCUGUGAGCUCAGAAAACAUCCUUCCUCGUCAGGAGAGGAGAGCAGGCCCUUUCACCCCUCCAAGAGUGCUGCAGCCAGGAGGUGCCAACGGAGAGUGCACGGUGGUUACUGGGGAGCAGGGGAGGGUGGGGAAGGGAGCCUGCAGGAACUCCCUAGGGCAGCCAAGUGGGAGCUACGGUCCCCUCUGGGGAGAAGCCCACCAUUCGGCCUCCUGGGGCUUUGGACCUGCAGUGGGAAAGGGGGAUGCCGGGAGAUUCCAGGGCUCUGUAAAUAGAUGCAUUUGGGCCCAGGAGGAAGAAGGGACACCAAGGUGGGAGGGGAUGAAAAGUGGCAGCUGGAAGGAAGCCCCGAUGGAUGCUUUGUAGUGUCCUCAGGAGUGCUGGGCCAGAGCGAGCAGGGACCUCCACCCGCCUGCCCCACAGGACACACUGCGCAGAUGGCCCUGUGCCCCCAGCCCCUCCGGACCUGACACAGGUGUGGGGCCUGGGGAAGCCUGGGAAGUCUUCCUUUUGGUUCCAAACCUGGCCUUGACAUUCCUUCUUACUUCUGAUAUCGCUGUCUUGUGGGCUGCCCACCCAGUGCUUGCAAGACCAGGAGUCCAGUUCUCAGGGUGGGACGGGACCGUUAGGCAGCCUAGUAAGUCAGACCUGGGGGAGGGGCCUCCUCCUCCCCAUCACCCCUUCCCACUGGAUCCCACGGCCCCAGCUCUCCACCGUCUCAGGUGGAGUCACCCAUGUGCCCCUCCUUGGGGCUGGCUAGGGGCCAGGAAGGGGCCAUGAGGCUGCCCUGGGCCCAAGAGGGACAUUAAGGCCAGCUGUGUGUCAUCUCAUUCCUUAGUUGCCUCGUGGGGGAGGGGAUGUAUUUGUUAGAGUAGAUUCUAAGCUGCUAUAAUUAAGAGACCCCCAAAUACAGUGGUUUAAGCAGACAGAAGCUGGUUUCUAACUUAACUCUCUAGAGGGAGGUUGUCUGGAUCUGGUAGGGCAACUCUGCUUUCCUUCCUCACACUUUCCAAUUCUGGGUAGAGUGGUUGCUCGAGCUCCCACCAUCACAUGUGCAUCCAUGUCUGAGGGAAGCAGAAAAAGGCAUGGAAGUGCACACCCUUCCUGUUAAGAACAUGAGCCAGAGAUGGCACAGUCACUUCCGAUGGCGUCUCACUGGCCAGGACUUAGUCACAUGGCCACAAGUAGCUGCAAGGGAAGCGGGAAAAGUAGUUUUCAGCUGGGCUGCCCUGUUCAUUUAUUAAAGGAAGGAGGAGGAGAGGAUGGAUAUGGGCACAAGGAGCAUCUCUGGCACAGGGAGAGGAGGGGAGAGGGUAGAAAUGACUGCUGCAGCUGUAGAUCCUGCUCGCAUGUUCAGGGCUCCUGAAACCUGCCCCUGCCCCCCUCACUGCCAGCCCAGGGCCGGGGUGCAGUGAGAGCCUGCCGCUGUGGGCUGGGAGAGACGCCCCCUCCCCGAGGCCCCCUCAGAUGUUUACCCAGUGAUGCCGGGUCGCAGAGCCUGCCUGUGGAACCGUACGUGUUUGUGUGUGUGUGUGUGUGUGUGUGUGUGUGUAUUUAUGGGCAUGGGUGCAUGCUUGCUGUAUACUUGUACGUGACUGUGUCGGUGUGUCCCUGUACAUAUAUGCUUGUGUGUGGAUGUGGAAGCAGGGCCCGGGCCACCCUUUCCGAGACCUGGAGCCUGUGGCCACACCUCCUGCAACUUCCCAAAAUGACUGAGGCAGAAAGCAAGCUGGGGAGUCCGGAAAGCCAGGCUAAAGGGGAUGUUGGGUCUGUCUGUCUGUCUGUCUUUCAGUCCAAGGAAUGAGAAUCCUCCCGACCAGAGUUCUGUAGGGCUGAGAGCCCACCACGACCCCCCGGCCCCUUCCCUCCACCCCAGCCCCUCCAGCCUCCAGCCGGGACUUUCUUGGGGUGUCUUAUUGGGGGUUUCCUGAUGCGCCGGGAGAGGAGGGCGUCUCCUUUGCCACAGCUCUGCCUGGGGAGGCGCCCAGCGUGGGUGUGGCUCGGGGAGCUGGCCGCGGAGCAGCCUCAGGCGAGCGGGCGUGAAGCAGGUGUGGGGGUCUCUGUUGCCCCCACUGUCCCUCCCGUCGAGGGGGUGUCCCAAGGGAACCCUUCCCUUGGAGGUAGAGCAGCCCCCUUCUCUCUGGCCCCUCUUGGGGCUAAGGGGCUCAAGAGGUCAGGGUGUCCCUGUGGCUCUGGGUCACCCAGGCCAGGGUGACCUGGCCUCACCUCCCAGCCACCUCUGCUCCCCGCCGGGCGGGCGGUCCCUGGGGGCUUCUGACUCGUGCCUGAGCCCCAGCCCAGGGCCCCCCUCCUUGACAGCUUCCUCACCCCACGCCCCUGGCACCCUCUGCUGCUGCAGGGAUGCCUCCUCCAGGCUGUCAGGGGUCGCUGGCCUCCAGUUCACCAGCUCAGGGGCAGGGGACGGCAGAGGGGAAGAGCUCAGACCUGCCAGGCCCCACCUUCCCUCUCAGACCCAGGAGGGCCAGGCGCGUUCAUGGUCACCGCCAAGUGGAGGCCUGGCCAUGGAGUGGAGCGCACGGCUGCCAGCGGGCUGUGGGGGCCAAGGCAUGGGGUUGAAGAGUUUCACUUAUAGGCACGUCAGACACUGGGAAUUUCGGGGGCAGGGGAGCCCUGGGCCACUCCCCCAGUAUGAAGGGAAACCAAGCUGUGAACGUGAGCACCCUGCACUGCUGGCCCUGGCGCCGCAGCCAGCUUUCUUCCUCUGGGAACCACCCGCCCUGUGGCCUCCAGACCCAAGGAGGCCCAGCACACCUCGGAUCAUGUUGGUUCCCAUGGGCAGGCGUGGAAGAGCUUUGGGGACAAAGGUGACAGGGUGGGGAGACGGGACUUGCCCAAGCAGCGGGCAGAGUCCUGGGAAAUGUGUAAUUUAAGGACACCAAUAAUAAUAAUAGUAUUUUUUUUGUAAGGGAAAAUCAAUAUGUACAUUCUGAAAUCAUUUUCUCUGUAAAUGGUUGGAUUUCAUUUCACCCUUAAAGGGAUGCUUAAAGGAGAAGAUAAUAUUAAUAAUAAA
Messenger RNA from Balaenoptera ricei (Rice's whale), 4915 nucleotides. It is a transcript of the gene MGAT3, whose product is annotated as beta-1,4-mannosyl-glycoprotein 4-beta-N-acetylglucosaminyltransferase. The record is from RefSeq and is a predicted model, not a curated record. Gene Ontology annotation, biological process: N-acetylglucosamine metabolic process; protein N-linked glycosylation. Lineage: Eukaryota; Metazoa; Chordata; Mammalia; Artiodactyla; Balaenopteridae. Gene Ontology annotation, cellular component: membrane. Gene Ontology annotation, molecular function: beta-1,4-mannosylglycoprotein 4-beta-N-acetylglucosaminyltransferase activity. The transcript has 2 exons. The coding region runs from base 118 to 1719 and encodes 533 amino acids.